This is a messenger RNA of Phyllopteryx taeniolatus (common seadragon), 1463 nucleotides long. RefSeq names its product phosphatidylinositol-glycan biosynthesis class W protein-like. The coding region runs from base 1 to 1458 and encodes 485 amino acids. Gene Ontology annotation, molecular function: glucosaminyl-phosphatidylinositol O-acyltransferase activity. Gene Ontology annotation, biological process: GPI anchor biosynthetic process; protein localization to plasma membrane. NCBI's taxonomy places the organism in Eukaryota, Metazoa, Chordata, Actinopteri, Syngnathiformes, Syngnathidae. The record is from RefSeq and is a predicted model, not a curated record. The transcript has a single exon. Gene Ontology annotation, cellular component: endoplasmic reticulum; membrane.
AUGUCUCAGAAGGAGGCGAAAGAAGCAUUUGUCAGUCAUCUCAAUGGGACGAGUCUACAGGAAGUGGCAGUGGGCUCAUUUCUCAGCCCACUGUGCAUCCUCAAGCGAGCGCUCAUGCUGAUCCUCUACCAUCAAGCUAAGGGGAAUCUCCCGCUGCCAUUUCCGCAGAUUUCUCACCUGCUCGUUGAUUUCUCCGUGCUGGUCCUUCCCCUCGUCCUGUCAUGCACCGUCCUGAGCGACCAUCUUCUCCAGAUGGUUUUGAGCUUCGCCUUUGUUUUGUUAUCUAUGCUUUCUUACGUCUACUUGAGUAGCCGGCAAACCUCUCUCAGCACCUUCCUCAAUAGGACUGUUCAUAUCAAACAGGUUCCCUUUGUGACCUUCUUUAGAGCGAUGAUGAAUGUGCAAACAGCUAUCGGUAUUCUGGCUGUCGACUUUAGAGUCUUUCCAAGGCGAUAUGCCAAAACAGAAACUUAUGGAACAGGCGUUAUGGACUUUUGUGUUGGAGGGUUCGUCUUCGCAAAUGGUCUGGUGUGCCCAGAAGCACGUGGGAAGAAUGUUUACGGCUCCAAGAUGAAACACGUCACCAGACAGCUCGUGUCUGUGUGGCCUCUGGUUGUUCUCGGCGCAGCACGACUCGUCCUUGUCAAAACGAGCGACUACCAAGAACAUGUGACUGAAUACGGUGUCCACUGGAAUUUUUUCUUCACGUUGGCCCUCGUCAGGGUUCUGACAUCUAUGCUUUUGAUUGUUGUACCAGCGAGACACUCGUGGAUCUCGGCUCUCGUCGUAAGUGGUGUUUAUCAAUAUGCUCUGGACACGACAGGCCUCAAGGCUUUCAUCUUGCACAACAAUGACCGAGAGAAGGACUUCCUUCAUGCUAACAAAGAGGGCAUCUUCUCGAUUAUAGGCUAUGUUGCCAUCUACAUGGCAGGGGUUCAGGUAGGCUGUUACGUGAUGCAACCAAGAUCACACGUCAGUGACUGGCUCAAAGCAGUUUUUACCCUCUUAACGGGAACUCUCGCACUGUUUGCUGCUGUGUGCAUGUGUCAGACUUUAGUGGAGCCAGCGUCUCGCCGCUUAGCGAAUCUACCUUUCUGCCUCUGGAGUGUUGCUCAAUCUCUGCUUUUUGUAACAUGUUUUGGUUCCGUUGAUUUGAUUGUACACUUUUCCAAAACAACAACAGGCUGUCAGUUUGUACCAUCAUCAUGGAAUUCAUAUGCAGGCUCCUACAAAAAGAAAAAUGCAAUGGAAGGAUUGUGCCUUGUUCAAGCCAUCAACAAGAAUCAGUUGUUAUAUUUCCUGCUCUCAAAUAUCUUGACAGGAUUAACCAAUGCUUUACUCAACACACUUUGUUGCAGUGAUUUUUUUUCUGUAUGUGUCCUGUUGUCUUACAUGUUCACAAACUGCACCAUUAUAUAUGUUUUACAUCUCUGUGGAAUUAUAAUAAAAUGUUGGUAAAGAAA